AUGUGGGAUAGGUAUUAUGUUCACUUAUCAGAGGAUUAUGCAGUUAAGCAUCCAUGUCAGCCUCACAGAAUUUUAUCUCUAACUUGUCAAUCACUUGCCUCUUUUUUGGAGAACAUGGGAAAGAGUCUUAAAGAUUAUGGUUUACAACACCUUUGUAGAAGCGAAGAUAUUUUGGUACAAAGAACAAGAGAUGUUAUUGAUGCUCUUGAUGCUCCUAAUCCAGAGGCAUGUAAUGCUGCAAGGAAACAACUCCACAAUGAACAACGAACUACAUACAAAUGUAUUAUUUCUCAUGUGAAAAGGAAAAAAUCGGGUCUAUUUUUCAUUGAUGGCCCAGGGGGAACUGGCAAGACCUUUUUAUACUGUGCACUGUAUGCAAAGGUACGCCUAUUCAAUCAAAUUGUGUUACCGACACCAACUUCUGGUAUUGCAGCUUCCAACAUGCCUACUGGUCGUAUUGCGCAUUCUAGGUUUAAACUACCAGUUGAUUGUGGACAAUCCUUUACAUGUAAUGUCGGUAAGCAAUCAAGUGUCGCUUCUCUUAUUGAGGAAAGUUCACUGAUUAUAUGGGAUGAAGCUUUCAUGGCUCGUAGAGAGAACAUCGAGUCACUUAAUUUGCUUUUACGAGAUCUAUGUUUACCUGAUGUUCCCUUUGGUGGUAAGCUUGUUGUGUUUGGUGGUGACUUUCGUCAAACUGUUCCAAUUGUUCCCAAGAAAUCACAACAAGAAAUAAUUGGUUAUAGCUUAGUUAGUUCACACUUGUGGCCUCUUUUCACUCGAUUUGAACUAACUGUAAAUAUGCAAGCACGAGAAGAUCCAGAAUUUUCCAGGUUUUUGCUAGCAUUGGGCAACGGUGAACUUCAAAUGCAAGAAACUGAGUUAGUUAGUAUUCCAAAGAGCUUGAAUUUGAGUUGUAGAGAAUAUCCUGCAACCCUUGAGGUUCUAUUGGCAGUAUAUCCCAAUAUUUUGACUCAGUCUAUCCAUCCAUCAUUUUUUGCUGAACGCGCUAUAUUGACACCUCGGAAUGAAGAUGUUGAUUUGAACAAUUCAAAGCUAAUUGAUAAGUUCUUUGGAGAUGUUUGUAUCUAUAAAAGCUUUGAUUCAGUUAUUGAUGAUCAUUGUAACAUUUAUCCAACUGAAUUUUUGAAUGCACUUUGUCCCGAAGGCAUGAGUCCACAUGAAUUGAUUUUAAAGUUGAAUUGCCCAUUUAUUUUGUUGCGCAACCUUGAUCUAUCAAGCGGCUUGUGCUUUUCAAAGGGUGAGUGUGUAAUGUUGCCGCGCAUUAAUCUCAUGCCCUUAGAAUCAUCUGGUUAUCCAUUCCAAUUUCAGAGAUUGCAAUUUCCGAUCAAGUUGUGCUUUGUAAUGACUAUUAAUAAAUCACAAGGUCAAACUCCACUUGAAGUUGGAGUGUACAUUCGAAAACUAAUGUUUUCUCAUGGGCAACUGUACGUUGCACUUUCUCGAGCCCGAAAAGCCAACAACAUAAAGGUGUUAGAUGCAAGUUCAAUAGAACAGAAGGCAACAUCACCAUGUGUUACAAAUGUGGUUUCGUAUGAUCUUUUGAAGAAAGCGGGCAUUAUAUGA
Messenger RNA from Amaranthus tricolor (Joseph's coat), 1584 nucleotides. RefSeq names its product ATP-dependent DNA helicase pfh1-like. NCBI's taxonomy places the organism in Eukaryota, Viridiplantae, Streptophyta, Magnoliopsida, Caryophyllales, Amaranthaceae. Gene Ontology annotation, biological process: telomere maintenance; DNA repair. Gene Ontology annotation, molecular function: DNA helicase activity. The transcript is spliced from 2 exons. The record is from RefSeq and is a predicted model, not a curated record. The coding region runs from base 1 to 1584 and encodes 527 amino acids.